Messenger RNA from Peniophora sp. CBMAI 1063, 318 nucleotides. The record is from the annotation of a GenBank genome assembly. Lineage: Eukaryota; Fungi; Basidiomycota; Agaricomycetes; Russulales; Peniophoraceae.
AUGACCUCCAACGACGACGAUACUGCAACAACGCACUCCACGCCGCUGAGUCCUGGCGCCACGAGUCAUCACCAGCCAGCCAUCCCAGAUUCCCUCCCAGCCGAGAUCCUUCAGCUCAUUUUCGAAGAGCUCUCUCUUCAGUCCCCCAUCAAUCUGACAAUGAGGGAAUUGGGUUGGCUGGUGGUCAGCCAUGUUUCGCGUCGCUGGCGCGAAGCCGCGAUCGAUCAUGCCGGUUUAUGGUCGACUCUCGACCUCGGUCAAUAUCAACUUUGGCCCAUCUUUUUGGAAAGGUCCAGGGAUACACCUCUCUCAAUAUAG